Anopheles darlingi is the source of this 2436-nucleotide messenger RNA. RefSeq names its product zinc finger protein 14-like. Bases 155 to 2251 code for a protein of 698 amino acids. NCBI's taxonomy places the organism in Eukaryota, Metazoa, Arthropoda, Insecta, Diptera, Culicidae. Gene Ontology annotation, cellular component: nucleus. The transcript is spliced from 2 exons. The record is from RefSeq and is a predicted model, not a curated record. Gene Ontology annotation, molecular function: zinc ion binding.
GUUGGAGUUUUUAAGUUUUUUGAAGAAUUUUAGUGAUUUUCGGGCAUUUAGUGAUAAAGAUAAAGGGGCUUAUAGCGAAUAAGCGUCACUCUCAGCAUUUAGAUCGCCAAUAAUUUCUGAAUCGUGGCGGUUUGAGUAGUUGUCGAAUGGUGGAAUGGUUUUGAUUAAACAGGAAAUCGUUGAGGAAGGAACAAUGAUUGGCGCAGAGGGGGUGCGUGCCACUAGCGUCGACGAUUUCUGCCGCGUUUGUUUGUUGAAACGAUCCAAACUGAUAUCGUUGAUGGAGCGGGUCGAUGGCGUGAUGAUACCGGAGAUGUUGUACAAACUGUGCGGAACGCAGAUCGAAGUGAUCGAUCGGUAUCCCCGUCGCAUCUGCGAACACUGUCUCGGUGCACUAGAUACGGCCUUUUGCUUCAUGAACCGGUUCCGGCAACAGGACGAACGGUUGCGCAGCUUCUACUGGAAUGGAUCGGUGGUGACCCAAUUGGAAUCUUACCAACCCGAGGGGGAACGCGAUUACACAAGAUGCUUGCAGGAGCUACAGUCACGCAACGGUAAUACGUCCGCGGAAAGCACAACAAGCAUGAAGGAGUACUCUUCGAAGGCAACCGAAACAGACUCAGCUGUACCGGUAGAAACGGCCGAUGUGGCUACCAACACCGAGGAACUCGUGAAUGUUGGGCUAGUGGAAGCACCGAAACAAGAGCAACCUGAUCAGAGUGCAUGGGACGCAAGUGAAGGAAUUGAAUUUGACGAGGUCGAGAUUGAAGAGGAUUCAAACCAAGAAGCGCUCAACGAACUGGCAACUGCCGAACAAGCCGAAUCCAUUGACGCGUUGGUAUCUAUGGAGAUCGAUUUUUUGCCAGCCUUAAAAGAUCAGCCUGACGGCGAGAUAAAGGAGGACAAUAAGCGCCAACUUCGAUCUUCCAACAGGCAUCAACAAGUUGUUGUAGAAAGCAUAGACGAUCCGAAAGGAAUCACCUAUGAGGUGGAAAUGCUCAGCGAUUCUGAAAGCCUAAACAUUAUCGAGGCUGAGGAGAGUCAGGAUGUCGAUGACGAGACGACGGUAGACCACCGAGUAGUGUGCCAUAUCUGCGAGUUCUUAGGAACAGACGAUAAAGAUCUGCAGGAGCACCUAAACGUGCAUGCCGAUCUGUUGCCCUACACAUGCCAGCAGUGCGCAAAGGUGGGCAGCAGUUUGGAACCGCUGACGACACUGAAAAAUCUACGUAAUCAUCUGCGCUGGCACAGCCUGGGCUUCGAGUGCAAGGAAUGUGGGAAACGGUUUACCUCCGAAAAGGCAUAUACGAAGCAUCACGACACGGAGCAUGCUGGCGAUCUGGUUUGCGAGGAAUGUGGUAAACAGUUUCGGAUUCGGAAAAGCUGGAGCAAUCACAUGCGGCGACAUGCGGCAGUACGGCGCGAAAAGUACAAGUGCGAACUAUGCCAAAAACCGUUCGCCAAUCGGGCCCGAUUGGUACGCCAUCUGCGUGUCCAUACGGGUGAGAAGCCGUACUCAUGUUCGCACUGCGAUCGACGAUUUACUGACCAUAAUCAACGACAGCGACAUGUCCAAAAAGCUCACGAGUCAGCGGAUACCGAGAGAUUCCAGUGUGAAUGUUGUGGGACUAGCUUCAAAACAUCUCGGCAACUAGAAGCGCAUAGUGUAAACGAGCACAUGAACCCGGAGGAGCAGCAGGAGUAUCGGGAGCAGCGCAAAAAACGGUACGAGAAUCGGGCGGGACAAUUAGCAGAGGAUCAUUGCCCGUUUCCUGGCUGUGACUACAAGGCUAACUCUUAUGGUGCAUUGUACGUGCACAAGCGCGCGAAGCACUUCCUGCUGCACCAGUGUGAGUUGUGUGGUAAAAAUUACCCAUUUCUGAGCCAGCUCAACAUACAUAUGACUGUACAUACGGGCGAGAAACCGUACGAAUGUGAAGAAUGUGGUCGCAGCUUCCGACGUCUUUAUAGCUAUCGGGAGCAUAUAGAGCAACAUCGGUCCGAUAAAACCUACGCUUGCACGGUUUGUGAUAAAACCUUCAGGAGGCCACGCUAUCUGCAGGCCCACCUUCUAACGCAUACCUCCAAGAAGUCGUUUUCCUGCGAAGAAUGUCCUAAUCUGUACAAGACACGGGGCGAGCUGAAGAAACACUAUCAAGCGAAGCACCAGGGCGGUGGGCUUAUUCCAUUGCAAAGCAACCAAGUGCGGGAGGAACUAGUAGAAGAAGAGUACGUCGUUGGAUUUGAAUAGACAGUCCAGAACGGUUCCCUUACCAAACCAAAUCGUAACAAUCGGUGCCGGCGUAGGUUUAUUUUCACAUUAAAUGCCAAUUGUUGCCACCUGACUAGAAAUUAAUGCAAAUUACAUUGCAUUGGAGACUCGCAUAAAUACAAAGUUUCACAUCGUAACACUUGGUUCUUUCAUUGUUAAUAUAC